Molecule: messenger RNA, 480 nt
Organism: Plectropomus leopardus (leopard coralgrouper)
Lineage: Eukaryota; Metazoa; Chordata; Actinopteri; Perciformes; Serranidae
Source: RefSeq, a predicted model, not a curated record
AUGCGAGUGUGUGUGACUCGGAGCUGGGCGCCCCCGGCUGGAGGGAACCUCUGGACUGCGUCCGAGCCUCCGAACUGUGCAACCAGAACAGCCAGUGCAGCUCGCGGUACCGGAUCAUGCGUCAGUGCCUGUCCGGCGGGGACAAGGAGCGCAGCGCCAUGCUGGCCUCCAAGGAGUGCCAGGGCGCGCUGGAGGUGCUGCAGGACUCGCCGCUGUACGACUGCCGCUGCAAGAGGGGCAUGAAGAAGGAGCUGCAGUGCCUGCAGAACUACUGGAGCAUCCACAUGGGCCUGACCGAAGGUAAGACCCGCAGAGCGAACGACGCUCCCGCCGCAGCUCGAUUUCCCCUCAGACCAGAGAAAACGUCCCGCACGCAGGAGGACACAGACGCCUGCGCAUCCACGGCUGCGUGCCGUUCAGUUUGCGCGGAGCCUCGAGUGCCAACAGUAACUAACGAGCGGGAGGACAACCAGCGUGGAG